Molecule: messenger RNA, 8623 nt
Organism: Diorhabda sublineata
Lineage: Eukaryota; Metazoa; Arthropoda; Insecta; Coleoptera; Chrysomelidae
Product: synaptic vesicle 2-related protein
Exons: 11
Coding region: 92-1636 (514 amino acids)
Biological process (GO): transmembrane transport
Cellular component (GO): membrane
Molecular function (GO): transmembrane transporter activity
Source: RefSeq, a predicted model, not a curated record
AUGACAGCUAUGUUAUCUACGUAAACAAUUUUAAAUUAUAAAUAUAUUUAUUUAUAUUUUACAAUCCAAUAUCUUGUAUUAUUAAUUUAAGAUGGUAUUAAAACGGACAAAAGGUUACCAAGACAUAGAUGAAAAUAAUGAAUCUCCAUCAACUGCAAACGUUGAUAAUUUACCACAAGGAAUUGAGAUGGGGUCUGUUUCUGUUGUACCUGAUGAUACUUUUACUGUGACACAAGCUGUGAAUGCUUUAGGGUUUGGUUGGUUUCAAGUAAAAUUGUCUUUAUGGACAGGACUCUGCUGGAUGGCAGAUAGUAUGGAAAUGACUAUUUUGUCCAUUUUGUCACCUGCUUUACAUUGUGAUUGGCAAAUAUCGAGAUACCAACAAGCUUUAACAACAACAGUGGUAUUUUUAGGGAUGAUGCUUUCAUCAACUUUUUGGGGUAACUUAAGUGAUCGAUAUGGUAGAAAACAUGCAUUGACAUUAUGUGCAAUAUUACUUUUUUACUAUGGACUUUUAAGCUCUAUAGCUCCGAGUUUCAUGUGGAUACUUUUACUUAGAGGUCUUGUUGGAUUUGCUAUAGGAUGUACACCACAAUCUGUCACUUUAUAUGCUGAAUUUUUGCCUACAAAGCAGAGAGCAAAGUGUGUUGUGUUACUUGAUUGUUUUUGGGCAUUGGGUGCGUGUUUUGAGGUAGCUCUAGCAUUAGUUGUUAUGCCAACUUUAGGAUGGCAUUGGCUGCUAGCUCUCUCUACUGGACCUCUACUAGUGUUUGCAUUAAUAUGUCCAUGGUUACCUGAAUCUGCAAGGUACCACGUUGCAAGUGGUCAAACAGAAAAAGCUUUACAGACACUGGAAAAAAUUGCCAAAGAUAAUGGUAAACCUAUGUUACUGGGUAGGUUAGUUGUUGAUGAUUCUUUCACGUCAUCUUUACAUAGGGGAAGAUUUAGGGAUCUGCUCAUACCGUCAUUAAGGAAAACAUCACUCCUCUUAUGGUUUAUAUGGAUGGCUUGUUCGUUUUGUUAUUAUGGUCUAGUUUUGAUGACGACUGAAUUAUUUGAAACAUCCGCUAUAUUGUGUACAGCUCAAACAGAACCAAUACAAAUGAUUGAUACAUGUGCAGCAGAAUGCAAAGAAUUACAAUCAACAGAUUACAUGGAUUUAUUGUGGACCACUCUAGCAGAAUUUCCAGGGAUAUUUAUAACGAUAGCAAUAAUAGAAAAAUUUGGUAGAAAGAAAACUAUGGCUGUACAAUUUGUAGCGUACGCUGUAUGCUGUUGUUUCCUCAUAUUAUGUACUGAAACACGAGGUGUCCUUACGACUAUGCUGUUUUUUGCACGUGGAAUAAUUGCUGGUGUAUUUCAAGCGGCCUACGUUUACACACCUGAAGUAUAUCCGACAUCUCUAAGGGCAGUAGGAGUUGGUUCGUGUAGCGCGAUGGCUAGAUUAGGAGCAAUGGUGACUCCAUAUGUAGCUCAAGUUCUACUCAAAACAUCAAUUUCAUUUUCAACAACGAUAUACGCAACAGCAGCUAUAAUGGCAGCGGUAGCAUGUCUUCUGUUACCAAUCGAAACCAGAGGCAAAGAACUUACAGAAAAUGUGCAGCAACAAGCGAACUCUGUUUCAAAUACUCAAUAACUAGUCAGAUGACAGAACUGAUGAUAUCAAUCGUUUUCCAGGAAAUUAAUUUCGAAAAAUGAUACAGUGCAUUAAUUCAGUUGAAUAUAAUCAAUGAAUUAAUGCGCAGUAACUUUAAUCAAAAUAUUUAUUAGUAUUAUUAAAAAAAUUUGAAUUUCCGUCCAUUAAUAUAACAAAAAAGCGGGGUUUUCCAAAUAAAUGGAAUGGAUUUUAAUAAAUGUACAUAAUUGACUUAUUUCUUCUUCUCUGGAAAUAUUCGUGAUUAUUAACUUUCAUUUACUGUGAUUAGUUGUCUCUAAAAGAACCUUUUCAAGUAGUAUCAAGACGAACAUGAUUAAACGGAAUACUUUUCUGGAAAUAUUGCAGUUUCUACCACAUUCAGUUUGCAAUAUAAAGUAAUUUUAUAAUAUAUAUUCCUCAUCUUCUAGUUUUUACUGCGAUACAAAAAUUUUCUAGUCAAAUUCACGCUUUUUUUAUUGUUGCCCUCUUUUAAUGAUUGGCUACUUAAUCAUUGUGUUUCUUUCAAAGUUAUCUCCUUUUUGUCUACAUAUUUGUCUUCACCAAUAGUUUUGAUGACCCCUCAUAAUUUUUUCGAAUUUCCAAAGGAUUUGUAGAUACUUUCAUGUUUUUUUUACUAAUUUUUCUGCAGAAUAUUUACGUUUCAAUAUAUCCAAAGAUAUUUUCAAUACAUUUUCCUUGUUUUAUAGUUUCGUUUUUUCUGCUUGUAGUAAUCUUGAGGUCUGAUUUCGUGGUUGGUAUAGGAUUUCAAGCCCGAAAUUAAGUUCAUCCUAAAAAUACUCGAUAUGAUUUAAAUCCGGGCUUCGCGUCAGCCAAUUCAUAGCGGCAAUAUCGAUAUACCCUACGAACCCGCAGUAUGUGAACGAGCCAUUGUCCUGUAUUAGGAUGAAGUUUUCGCCGAUGAAACUGAAACUUUCUCUUUGUAUUGGUUCGAUAAUCCCCUCGCUACACCACCAAUUUCAAUAAAAUCCAACUCGGUUUUUGUUUCUAUUGAAAUGACCAUUAAAACCAUCUAGGAACGUCAUCCAAAAGACACGUUUUGUUUUAUGCAAAACUUUCUCCGGGUCUUCUAUAAGCUAGUCCUCUUCUAUCGCUACCAUGCAGGCACACUCUGCUUUCAUCUGAAAGGAGAACGAAGCCCCAUUAUUGGUCAGUUCACUUGACUUGUUCUCUGGAAAAUCGUAAGCGAGCUGCUCGGUGGGCUGAGGUUAAUUUGGGACCAGUAGCAGGCAUUUUUGGCUCAUUUUUAACUGCCUUAAGUCUUUUGACUGUCCAGCCACUCCUCGCAUUUCUAUGACCUCUUGUUGGACUUGAACAGUCAUCUUUCUCAGAUGUGCACCUUUUUCUUCUGGAACUGUGUCUUCGAUGAUAGUUACCAGUCUCUUGGUAACGACGGUAAAGUCUAGCAACAACAGAUUAUGUCCAUUUUCGGGUAAAAUUUUUGUUUGUUGGUAAGGGUAUUGGUUGACGUUUGGUGGCUGGAGAGAGAGAAAAAUUCGUUGGAUAUAUUUUAGGUGGGAUGAGGAAAUUUUUUAUGACGAGGAAGGUUCAUUGGGAUUGUUUCAUGUUUUCCUUGAUUUUUAAAAAGAUAUCGUCAUUUUGGUUCUUUUAUUUAUUUAUUUUCAAUUAAUAAGAUGUCUUUUGGACUAUAGAAUCAUUUUAUCAUAUUUUAUAUUUUUUUAUCAAAAUUUUUCAAUACUUCCUCUUUCAUUAUAGCUUUUAUUUCAUAUUGUUUUUGUGUUUCUUUCAUAUUUUCUUUAUUUGACAUCAACUCUGAUGUAAACAUUUAUUUUCAUAACUUUAAUUCCCAGUGCUCCCUCGUAUUGUUCAAUACUUUUUUAAUAAUAAAAAUUGAGAAAAGCAAACCUUGUCUAUUUUGAGAAUACUUCUGAAUUUUAUCUAUUCUUUUUCUAGAUUGUUAUUGCCUAUUUUUUGUAUCCUCGCUUACUUUAUUAAUUAUGCUUCCAACUUCAAAAAAAGUAGCAUUUUCUCUACAAUGUUUCUGUAAAAAUAAUGCUAUGUAUUUAAAAUGUACGUUAUCAAUUAGUUAUUUUAUUAAAAUUCAGUGCAAAUAACACAGGUCUGCAACAAAAUUCUGUCUAGAUGUUUUUAACUGAUUUCAAUGUAUUUGGGUGUUUUGAAAAUUAAAAAAAUACUCAAAAAGUUUCAGAACGUCAGGUUAAUUUGCAAAACGCAAAAUUUUAUUUAAAAAAAAAGGAUUUUUGGGCUAACUUGAAAGGGCAUAAUUCUAAACUGAAGCAGUCAAUUUAAUACCCCAAUCUACAAUCAGCUAUUCGUCCCAUCCCUCAUGGGACCGAAAUUCCUGCGCCUAAGGCACUUGCUACCUAGGAAGGGAUCCCUGAACCCGAUGACAAGUCAAGUUUUGAAUUUGCAGAUGACAGCAGUACGAAAUUGUUUUCCCAGGGCGAGCUAAAUGAUUUUAUAAGAAACUUACAUCUUCUCAAAUAAACGCUGCUGAGCUGCUUGGAUGAAGGCUCAAAAGCAAGAACUUAUUUUCGCGUAGAGUGUCUUCCUCAUGGUUUAGAUAUUGUGAGAAGCAGUUCACUUCCUACUUUGUCCAAGAGGAUGAGUUGAUUUAUUAUACCAAUAUUAAAGGUUUGAUGAAUACAUUCAAUAUCUUAUACGACCCAGCACAAAAAGAAGCCUUUAAAUAGUUCUGCUUCACACAAGGUUUCUAUGCUUCCCGUAUACCUUAAGGAAACCUAAAAGAACUUGGAAUUGGUUCUUUGCAAAUUAAAAUAUAAAAAUCACGGUUGACAAGCUUACAGAAUUCCCUUGCUUUUUGUGUCUAUGGGAUAGUAGAGACCGAGCAAAUCACUGGACCAAAAAUUGUUGGCCUACGAGGAAGCUUAACGCUGGCGAAAAGAACAUCCUACAUGAAACUUUGAUGCCUCCUCAUAAAGUUCUUCUACCACCACAGCUAGAAUUGAUGAAGCAAUUUGUAAAGUCACUUUCAAGAGAUGAAAAUUGUUUCAAAUACUUAAUAAAAAAGUCACCAGGCCUUUCGGCGGAAAAGUUGAAAGAAGAUGUUUCCAUUGGACCAGAUAUUAAACAGGGUUAUGGCUGAUCUACAAUUCAUCAUAACCAUGACGGAUCCUCAAAAAAAAGGGUGGGUUGCCUUCAAAGAGGCAUUGAGAAACUUUUCAGCAAUAACAACUACCAAACAAAUCGUCAAAAGAAUGUUAAAAGCAUUUCAAGCUUUAGGUUGCCUGAUAAGUUUAAAAGUUUAUUUUCUUCAUUCCCACCUCGAAUACUUUCCAAAAAAUUUAGAAGAUGUGAGUGAAGAGCAAGGUGAACGAUUUCAUCAAAAUAUUAAGAGGAUAGAAAAAUGAUACCAGGGAAGAUGGAGCAUCUCAAUGAUGACAGACUACCGUUGGACUCUUCAGAUGCUUCCUAAUAGCGAAAAUGUACCAAAAGGAGUCUUACUAGGAGAAAAAAAUGUGUUUAGUGCUUAUUAAUGAAUGUAUUUCAUCUUUUAUAUUAAAAUGAUAACUUGUUCAACACAAAUACCUAUAUUGUCAGAAAACGUGACGUUCUACGAGUAAACGAAAGUUAUUUUUGGAUUCAGCUCACCCAAAAACAUAAGUAUGACGCAAAAAAACCAAAACAGCUCACAACUUUUUUUGCAGACUUGUAUAAUUUUCAAGAAAUCGGUCGACUGAUUCUAUUAUUUAAAUGAGUCGAGCUGCUUUCUUGAUCAAUAAUAAUGCUUAAACCAAAGGUACUUAUUAUAUUUAUGUUCUUAUUUAUUUUAUAAUUGAAAUAAUUAUUUAAUGUGAUUUUAAUUUUCGCGCAAACGACAUGAAAUUGGAACUGAAAAGACUUAAAUUAUGUUUAAACAUUUCCGUUUAUGGCGAAAAAAAUUUAAAUAGUUGUAUUGGUACCGAUCGCACCAUUUACUACCACUACAUUAAUACUGUUUGGUCCUUCCAGUCGGGUAUAAACGAACAAUCUUGCAAGCUUGAAAAAACAGACAAUGUAAUUUUUAAUAUUGGUAUAGUGUUCAUAUCCGGCUCGAAGUACCAGACAAUGUAAUUUGUAGUAUAGGUGUAGUGACAGAAAAUAGUGUAAUCAGUAGGAAUGUCUCCAAUAGUUUCAGUAACUUCAAUUUGAAUGCUUAAAAUAAUGAUAUAAUACAACAAAAUUGAGUCAAAAUAGUCCAACUCUAAUUAACAUUUAUAAAUGGUUUUUAUAGUAUUUAGCUAUAGCACAUUGCAAUUAGCAUUUCCUGUCCAGUAGCGAGUAAUAGUUCUUUCAAUUUUAAGCCAGUUUGUUUAUGUACGAUUCGGCGUUAUGGACCUUUAAGUAAAGUAACUCCCAUGAGGAGAGUUAUGCUUAAGAAGAGGCUUUGACAACAACAACUUGUGAUAUGCAAACUUUGUGAUUCAAUACACAUUGUGGCUCAAUAAAAAUCUUCUAGCAGUAUAGCUCUUGAGAAGAGAUUUUGACAAGAACGAUUUGUGAUACACAAAUUUUGUGAUUCAAUACACAACAAUGUGUCCCAACAAAAAUCUGGUAACUGUCUAAUCCUUUGAAUAGAACAACUUGUGACACUCAAAGUUUGUGAGGUGGACAACUUUUGAUGUAAAAAGUAUAAAUUUAAGGGCCAAACAAUAAAUUUUAAGCUUUUUUUGACAAUUUUCAAUAACAACCGAUUAUACUAAAUGGAUAUUUAAUAAAUACAAAUCUCGAUUAAAAAUGAUUAAUUUAAAGCAGUAGGGGUUUCAAAAAUAAUCGUUUGAGGUAGUAAAAUUUCUACAAUGAUCUAAUUCUAAAAAGUUUUUUAUUAUAUGAUGUCUUUAUCCCAAAAGACAGUCGCCUUAAUCUUUGGUGACAAUGUUUGCAAACAUUUUCUUGAAUUUUUUGAUCAACCGGUUCGUGAUAAAUAAGGGUGUGAUUUAAUCGAAAAAUCUUGGCGAUUUCUAUUUUCAAAACAAUUAUCUACAGUAUUUUGAAAAAAAAAACUUGUAUUUUUUGGUCUAUAAACGUUAGAAAUGUUUAGCAUAAUCAGUGUACUUAAUAAGACUAAGUAAUAAAGAUAUUAACAAAUAUAUUUACAUGUUAUUGUUUACACUACGUAUAUUCACUUAAUAUACAGGGUGUAACAGAAGUUGUGAAUUGUACCAUUUCCGUCUCAAAAAUAAACUCGGGAGUACUUAAUUUACAUUUAGCUUACUUGAAAUGGAUCAAGACAACGUGUAAUGGAAAACGCACUACAUUUUGAUGAAAACAUUUUCUUCAACUUUCUUGCUGUUUAAUUAUUCUUUUUAGAGGUUUUCAUUAACAUAACUUGUAAUUUUGGAAAGUUGACAGUAACGUCGAAGAAAAAACAGACGGUUUUGGUCAGUAGUAGCCGUUAUGCAAUAGCAGGAGCCUCACAUAAUGUCAAAUAACAAGCGAUCUUCAUCGUAAGCAAUAUUUUGAAGCAAGAAAUUGCAUGUUUUCUUGAUCUGUAUCAAGCGGUCUUUACAAUACAAAAAAAGUUGUUGUAAUGUUUGAAAAAGUUGAUUUUUCGACUCCUUUGUGAACUCCAUCUGUUUCUUUUUUGCAAUACUCACAACCGUUUUGCUUCUCUUUGAUCUGAUAAGUACCUCCACUAUAACCAACAGUUGAAUAUCUUUUUAACUGCCAACUUCUUGAAGCCGUCUUUAUAUCAGGUAGCUUCCGCCAGUACAGAUGCAUUUCUUCAGUAUUUUCCACCUGAAUUAAUUUUUAAAGUUACAUAUUGUGUCUGAAGCAUCAAAUUCUUCUCCUGUGUGCAUUAAUUUGUGCCUUAAAGAUUUGAUCUUGCCUUUUACAAAAAUAUAUAGAGGCGGUAGAUUGACCAGUAGUUCUUUUGCAUCUGUGGGAGUAGUUCUUAUGAGUUCUAUGCUUUACAGGUCGGCUAAUCUUUGUGUACCUGAUAGACCUCAAUAGCCGCGUCUUUGUCCACAACACUACAGAUCCAUAGAUUAUUAACUACACUUGUGUAUAAUUAAAGGGUCAAAUAGUAUUGAAUCCCAAGUUUUUACCACUUUCUUCUGCAUCUGCCCAAUAUUUCAGGACAUUCCAUACCUCCGUCAAAUCUAGAACUAGUAGUUUUAGACUUGGCAGUAUUAGUUACCUAGUGAAAUUGACUGAGCAUUGGCCGUAAGUCCUUUUUGUUCACAUCAAUUAUAAUAUUUAAGGUCCUCUCGUAUACUUUCAGACACCUCCUCAAAAAACUUUUGGCAAGAAUGUCAAUCACAGUACAAGAAACGCUAAAAAAGUUAACUUUGUUUGCAAUGUGGCUCAACAAAAACCUAUUGACAGUGUAACCCUUUGACAAGAGCAAGUUGUGAUUACAAACUUUGUAAGUCAAUACACAAUGUAGCCCAACAAAAAACUACUAACUGUGUAACCCUUUGACAAGAACAACUUGUAAUCACAAAUUUUGUGAUUCAAUACACAGUGUGGCCCAACAAAAAUCUACUAAGUAUGUAACCCUUUGACAAGAUCACAAACAACAAUACACAAUGUGGCACACAAAAAUUUACUAAUUGUGGGCCCUUAAGAAGAGGUGUUGAUAACAACUUGCGAUACUCAACUUUGUGAGGUGGACAACUUUUGAUGUAGAACUAAAUGGAUAUUUAAUAAAUAGAAGUCUCGGUUGAACUUGAUUGAAUUAAAGCAAUAGGGGGUAAAAAAGUUUCAAAAAUAAUCGUUUGAGGCGGUAGAAUUUUUACAAGAUACAAUGAUCUAAUUCUAAAAAGUUUUUUUUAUUAUAUUAUAUCAAACAACUUUUGAAAUAAUUAUAAAAUUACCUUUUGUUACACCCUAUAUAUUUCGUUCACUUGUGAUUUAGUAAUAAACUGUGGUGCUGGUAUUUUUCAUGAAUUGAUUGUAUUAACAAAUCUAAUAUUUUAUAUUUUUACAAACUUAUACAUACUUUCUUAUAUUAUGCUUUCAAUUAAAACGAAAUUGUUGUUA